AUGAUUGUACUUACAAGAAAAACUAAAACCAUCAAAUAUGAUAGACUGGUAUUGACAUAUCUAUGCAACAUCCUCCUUACUAACUCGUAUGCACCAGAGCCAAACCCUGGUCCACCAAAAUACCCAUGUGGAUCAUGUAAUAAAGCAUGCACUUGGAAACAAAAAGCUGUAUGCUGUGACAGCUGUGAUCAAUGGUACCAUAUAAAUUGUCAAGGUAUCGAUAAUAAAAUGUACAAAAUACUUGACAAAAGCAACCUAUCAUGGGAAUGUAUAAACUGUGGUAUGCCAAACUUCUCCACAACAUUCUUCAAUAGUUCUUUACCUGAAUUGUCAAAUACUUACUCAGAAUUAGAAACAAGCGUUGAUUCUGACAAUGAAAUUAUUGAUAUUGGUUUACCAACACAUUCUUCAUCACCAAUCCAGAAAAAUCAAAACAAAAAGAAAAAAGGCAAUCACAUAUCAAAAAACUCAGAACCACUACGAGUACUUACGAUAAAUUUUCAGUCAAUAAAGAAUAAAAAACCUGAAAUAGAACUUAUUAUUGACUCUUGUAAACCAAGCAUCAUAUUUGGUACUGAAACAUGGCUCUCAAAUGACACCUCUCCAUAUGAAUACAUCCCAGCCUCCAAAUACAACAUCUAUACAAAAAACAGAAAAGAUGGCUAUGGGGGAGUGUUACUUGCUAUCUCAAACCAGCUCACAUCUACACAAAUCACAAAUACAGGUACCGACCUAGACCUCGAUACAAAUUGUGAAAAUGUGUGGGCGAAAAUUUCAUAUGAAGGAAACAAAUCACUUUACCUAUGUUCCUACUAUCGACCACCAUCAGAUAAAGGAGAAUCCCUAGAACAACUGGGUAUCUCACUUAAUAGAGUCCUAUGUAAAAAAACAAACCCAAAUAUCUGGGUAAGCGGUGAUUUCAAUCUUGGCCACAUAGACUGGAAGACACCAGCAGUCAUAUCUUGUAAACCUGACGCUUCACUACACCAACAGCUCCUUGACUUAUUAAAUGACAAUAACUUAACACAGGUAGUAAAUAAAAACACCAGAAACGACACAACACUAGACCUGUUGUGUAUGACCAAUCCGUCAUUUGUCAAUCGAGUCGAAACACUACCACCAAUUGGAGCGAGCGACCAUGACAUAGUUUACAGUGAAAUAAAUUUAGCACUGCCUCAAAAUAAACAACAGGCUCACAAAAUAUUAAACUACAAAAAGGCAAAUUGGGACCAAAUAGAAAAAGACCUCAUUAGCACAUACAAUCAGCUUAAACAAAAUGAAAAUAACAUGAGUCUAGAUGAACUUUGGAAUACUUUCAAGACAAACAUCCAGAAGUCUAUUGAAUAG
Messenger RNA from Mytilus trossulus (common blue mussel), 1347 nucleotides. RefSeq lists its product as uncharacterized. Bases 1 to 1347 code for a protein of 448 amino acids. The record is from RefSeq and is a predicted model, not a curated record. The transcript has a single exon. Gene Ontology annotation, cellular component: extracellular matrix. Lineage: Eukaryota; Metazoa; Mollusca; Bivalvia; Mytilida; Mytilidae. Gene Ontology annotation, molecular function: catalytic activity. Gene Ontology annotation, biological process: larval heart development; cell adhesion involved in heart morphogenesis.